Molecule: messenger RNA, 2173 nt
Organism: Trichoplusia ni (cabbage looper)
Lineage: Eukaryota; Metazoa; Arthropoda; Insecta; Lepidoptera; Noctuidae
Product: cytochrome P450 6B5-like
Exons: 1
Coding region: 388-1878 (496 amino acids)
Molecular function (GO): iron ion binding; heme binding; oxidoreductase activity, acting on paired donors, with incorporation or reduction of molecular oxygen
Source: RefSeq, a predicted model, not a curated record
CUUCCAUAAGCGCAGAAGUCACUUGAAAUAUUCUCUGGCUACUGUGAUGCGACUAUACCUGAUUGUCCAAGGUAAAAAGAGAGAAAAACAUGCUCUGUGUGGUUUAUAAGGCCCUCUUACAACCUCUCGCCUCGGCUGCCUCGACUCACGAGCAAAGAACCCGAGCACGGCUCGCAUCGUGCUUUAUAUAAAGAGUUUAUCUUCGUAUUACAUUUCGUAGAUCACAUUGUUUUCAAAGUCCGCCGUUAUAGUUAUCAUCAUGACUUAUCUCUCAAAAUGAUUCGCUAUAAAAGAUGCCAAAUUCAAUUAGGAACCUAUUACUGUAUUACAACUACACUGAAGCACAGGCUGCUGCACAGGACAAGUUUAUUUUGAUCAUCACACAAAAUGUUGAUUGAGAUUAGUUUAAUUGUGCUAGCAUCAAGUUUGCUAAUUUUUCACCUAAUUGGAAGAUACAACGAAAGUUAUUGGAAAAAACGUGGAGUCAAGUUUCACGGGAAAAACAAAGUGCUUGGAGUGUUCGGUGCAUUCUUUUCGGGAAAAAGUGCUGUCUUCGAACUGUUUGGCGACCUCUACAAGAAAUACAAGAAUGAGCCUGUUGUUGGUAUAGGCAACCUUUUCACUCCGUCCGUAUUUGUCACGAAUCCGAAGAACAUUCAACAUGUCUUGCAAUUGGACUUUAACUCUUUUAAUCACAGAGGCUUCGAAAGUGAAAAGGAUACUCUUUCGGACAGCAUUCUCUUCAUGACUGGCAACAGAUGGAAGCUGAUGCGCCAAAAUAUGACCCCACUAUUCACAACGAACAAGCUGAAGAACAUGUACUACAUCAUGGACAGAUGCGCACAAGACUUUGUGGUUUACCUUGACAACAAUCCGAAAGCAAGGGAAGGAAAGUUUUACGACACACUCAACAUGUUCUGUAACGCUGCUGUUUGUGGUGCGAUAUUCGGGAUCGGGCAAGAGUCCACGUUUGAUUCACCGUUCAUGAAAAUGUCCCAAGGUCUCUCAACGUCAAAUUGGAAAACUAGUUUGCAAUUUGCGUUGCUAAGCAUAAGUCCAAAAUUGAUUAAGCUACUUGGAAUAAGAUUUGGAGCAGAAUAUGAAAAAUUCUUUGUUGAUGCCAUUACCCAAGUCACUAAGAAAAGAGAAGAGGACAAAGUACAACGCCAUGAUUUUGCCGACCUAGCCGCGAAUCUGCGCAAAAAGGGAACUAUCAGAGAUGAAAAUACGGGUUUGGAAAUAGAACCGUCAUUUACUCUACUAUCAGCUCAAGCCUCAUUUUUCUUCUUAGCAGGAGUUGAACCCAACGCGAAUGCUUUAUUCAAUACACUUGUUGUGCUUUGUCAACACCCAGAAAUCCUACAGAAAGUACAUCAAGAGAUCGACGAACAUUUUGAGAAAAACAACAACAACAUCGGUUAUGACGUUAUUACACAACUGACAUAUUUGGACAAGGUGCUGAGCGAGUCCUUGAGGAUGUUCCCUCCUGUGGGAUAUGUGACAAGAAAGUGCAUCGAAGACUCAGUGCUCCCUGUCGGUGAAGUCAAAAUAGAAAAGGGGACGAAAUUGUACACUCCGAUAUACCAGUUACAUCACGACCCGGACUUGUAUCCUGAACCUGAAGUUUUCGACCCGGAACGAUUUUCCAAGGAUAGGAAACCUAAUGACGACAUUUACAUACCUUUCGGCAUGGGUAACAGGCUGUGCAUCGGUGCAAGAUACUCGAGGUUACAAAUAAUGGCCGGCUUGGUACACGUCUUACGCAACUAUGAAAUACAUUUAGAACAAACUGGCAAAAUCGGUUUUAAACCAGAUAUUCUCAACGUACGGCUGGAUAAUGUGGAUAUUAAGCUCAGCCGCAGGAAUAUCAAGGCAUAAAAAGUAAAUAGUGUUGCUGAAAGACCCAUAAUUAAAACCCUUGGACUGAUGAAUGAAACUUAGGCUUACAGCAAUGUUCUAUUUUUUUAACUGUUUUAUUUAUGCAGAAUAUGUGUUAUAUAAAUUAUAAGCUUGUUUUUGUCAUUCAAAUAUAUGCUGGUGUGGAGUUUGUUGCGCCGUUUCUUCUCCACAUUAAGAGCGCUUAGGAAGCGGUGAAGGGUGGGAGAUUUUGGGUGUUAUUAUUGUCUAUUAUUUAUUGACCGAACGAAUAAAUAUUAAAUGUGUUGCAAGAAAU